UAUGGUUAUUAAUAACCUCAAAUAGUUGACAGGUAAUCAAAUUUUUUCUAGUGUACAGCAUAGGUGCGUAAUGAAAAAGUUUAAAUGUAAAUUAUUAAACUUACGAAACCGCUAAAAUUGUCACUCAUAAUAAAAAAACCUUAUGUUAGGAUUACAAAAAAAAAAAUUAAUAGGGCUGUAUGGACCUAGCAUCCUUUGCCCGUCCCAAACAAGGGGGACAAAUUAACCAAAAAAAAAAAAAAAAAAAAAAAAAAAUUAAAUACCUGCUGAUGUACCUUUUCAACCAGUGAGUAUUAUAGCGUUCCUUUUGUUCGUUCAAAUUACAGAAAAAUGAAGAAUGUUCAAGAAGACACUCCUCCGUCGUCAAUCAAUGGUGAUGAAAUAUCAAAUAUGGAUGAAGAUGGAAUUGUUUACUAUGAAGAAAUGGAAGAAGUUCAAUUUGAUGAUGAAAUAGAUGGUGAAGAAGAUUACACAGAUAUCGAACCACCCGAGGAUCAUGCAGCUUUAGUGUUUGAUAAGCAUUCAGGUUCUGUUUUCUGUGGCAACUUACACCCAGAGGGCAAGUUGGCAGUUACAGGUGGAGAGGACGACAUGGCCCAUGUUUGGUCAACAGAAACUGGUGAAAUUGUAAUGAAAUGUGAUGGGCAUAAGGACUCUGUGAUAUUUGCUGAGUUUAGUUUUUGUGGCACUUAUUUGGCUACAGGAGACAUGUCCGGAGUGAUCAAAGUUUGGCAAUGCAAUGAGAACCCACAACACCCAUGGCCCGUAAUAUUUGAAUAUGAAGCUGGUGAUUUAUCGCUUGGCUUCUGGCAUUUUGGAGCUAGAGUAUUGAUAGUUGGCACUGACAGUGGUGAUAUUUUUAUUUUCAAAAUCCCUACUGGUGAAACUAAAGUAUUACAAGGUCAUAAUAUCAAGAUUGAAUGUGCUAAGGUAUUUCGUGAUGGAAAAAGACUAGCAGCUGGAUAUGAAGAUGGUGCAAUGAAGAUAUGGGACCUCAAAAAUUGUCAAGUAAUCCAUCAAGUUCCCUCUAACAUACAUCAAAUGAGAAUAACAGAUGUUGACACGCAUCCUGAAAACAACUUAGUAGCUUCUAUAUCAACUGACGGAAAGGUUGUGUUAACAGCAUCAACUAGUGGAAAAGUAGUUAGUCAACUUCAGACAGACAAUGAUUUGGAGGUUGUAAUAUUUUCACAUGAUCCACAAUUAGAUUAUUUUGCAAUUGGCACUUUGAAUGGCUCUGUAAGUAUAUGGGAUUCCACAAGACAAAUGAUCCGUUAUCACUGUUCAAAGACUGGUGAUGAGGAUGCAACUGGGGUCACAAAGAUGCUCUGGAUUAAAGAUCACUUGGUGACUGCUGGCUUGGACGGUUCAGUGACAGUAUAUGAAGGAAGAUCUGGGAAAAAGCUACAUGUCUUCACAGGACAUGCGUCAGAGCUUCUAGAUAUGUGUUAUAAUGACAAAGCCAAUAUACUUCUUACUACAUCUGAUGAUGGUACAGCCAGAAUAUUUAAAUAUGAAUUUAACAAAGAAAACGAUUGAACUGUAUAUUUUACAGUAACUAGGCAUUUAAUAAUUAUAGAUAAAUAUAUUUUUAUAAUGUUGAUAUUAUAAUUAAAUGUUGUACAUAUUAACUGAAUGUAAUAAUUAAAUAGAUAAGCUCAUAUAUAA
Messenger RNA from Diatraea saccharalis (sugarcane borer), 1668 nucleotides. NCBI's taxonomy places the organism in Eukaryota, Metazoa, Arthropoda, Insecta, Lepidoptera, Crambidae. The record is from the annotation of a GenBank genome assembly.